CGGUGGAAUCCCGGUGUCACUGAACUUGGUAUGCUCUCAGAAUUCCGUGUUGGACCGACAAAAAAGGGGUCGUUCCUCCGUGGAAUCCCGCAAGAAAGCUGGGAGAUUUCCCCACUUGCAACUCGUUCGGGUGGUGUGCGAGGCAUCUGGAACACCCCAUAAUGGUCGGCGAAUGGGCCUAAAUAAUCGUGCAGAAUAGGCUAUUUAAGAAAUACGAUUUUCUUUCCAAGAUAAUCUGAACAUUUAAAAAUUGGAAUGGAGUAUUAGUCUAGGUGAACAAUUGUGGAAUGGGUAGGGUCCCAAAGUUUGCAGAGAAGAAUAAAGAAAGAAUAAAGCCUAAGAAGAACAAUAGUUGAGCGCUGCAUGCAGCACUCAACUAAUCAUCAUUGUAAAUGCGUUGUCCUCAGCCUUCCCUGAACACACAUGGCCUUUCAGAUUUCUGUCUGUCUGUUGCCCCUCAGCCCUUUACUGACGUCAACAGACCAGUGCUGGACAUAUAUAAGGUCUAUGGGGUCCACCCACCGUCACUCGAGGGACUCCGGACGGGCUGCUUCACCAGGGGCCACAGAGCGGAUUACUGGGGCUUACUGUGCAAGGACGUCUGGUCACCAUGAAGCCCGUCCCGUUCAUCCUGCUCCUCGCAUCUGUCCUGCUGGCCUCCCACGGCCGCCCCUCCGCCGUCCGGACGCUCCCUGCCCGGGACGAGGCGCUCCUCAGCGCCAUCUCGGACCUCCUCGGCGACACGCUGCUGCGCCUCAUCCAGAGGACCAGUCCGGGGGUCAGUCUUUCCCUUGGGUCCGACAACGAGGAGCUCUCGAUAGCAGCGCAGAUGGACGCUACAGCCCUCUUUCACCUGGCGCGUGCUGUGGCGACCUUGGAGACAGAGCUGCGCGCGCCCGGGAUGGAGGGUGAGCCCGAGAAGAACCGUGUGGACGACCUGGGGGGGCUGUCCAAGAGGAGCGAGGAGCCGCCGAUCUCCAUCGACCUCACCUUUCACAUGCUCAGACACAUGAUCCACAUGGCGAGGGUGGAGAGGGAGAAGGAGCAGGCGGAGAUGAACCGACACUUCUUAGAUGAGGUGGGGAAGUGACAGACCCGGUGAACAUGGGGAGAAACAAGCUAUACUAUCAAUAUGUUCUUUCAAGUUAUUUUUUAUUUAUUUUGCCAUCGUUGAGUAGGCCUAUAUCUGCCUUCAGCCUGCAUUCACGCAUAAGCAGUGUCGGUUUUACAAACUAUGUUUGGAAAAUGGUUUUAGCUGCAUGCAAACGAACAGCGCAGACUCACCAUUGAGCGCCCCUCAGCUCCUGCUAGUGCUCAGAAUAACUCCUUACUGGUUCCAGUGUCCUUUUCAAACUCAGCUGAAGACUCACGAAGUCUAACGGAUCAUGAGGAGGAUAAUAUACGUAGUGUUCUGGGACAAGUUCAUCCUUGAAAAAAUAUUUAGAUUUAAGAAUGACAAUAAGUAAAGAUUUGAAAAGGAUUAAAUCUCACUGAAUAUUUUAAAAAGAACUUCUCCAGCACUUCAAUAUUAAAAUAUUACGAUUAAAAAACAUGUUUUAUUUGAUCAAGAUAUGCUUCAAAUAAAGACCUUUUGAGGGAGUGUAUAUUGUCAGUACUCUACUGGUCAUACAUGUUCUAACCUGCUUAAAUUCACCACAGUGUUGCAGAUAGGUUGUUGAGAAUGCAUGAAGUGGUUUGUAUGUGGUGAUUUGUAGGAUUUAUUGAAACAUGAAUUGUUCAAGGAGGCUUGUUAAACUAGUUUGAACAGUCUUAAGUCUGCCGAAAAUGACCCUAACGCUGUUUAGAUGUUAAUUUGAACAUCAAAAUCAUGACGGAUGUUGUUUCAGACCCAAUGUGUUAUUCUGAUUAUCAACUUGGACCACUAGUUUUCUGUUGGUUGCAACUGGGACAUUGUUUUUAAGGGAAAAGUUGGAAGGAAGUGAAAGGAUGCAGGCUACUAUUUUAUUUCAUAUUUUCCUUGUCUUUAUUUUUCCACCUUUAAUUGAUUAUUGGUUUUAAAGAGCUCACUAUUGUCUGUAGCCUGUUCCUUCUGCAGCAUGCGUGGCUUUCAAGAAAAACACAACAAAAAGGCAUGUUUUUGAUCAUCUAUCGUAUUGUUGGACGCAACGUAACUUUAGCAGUUGACCUCAACAAGCUCUCACCUGUUAUUUUUUGUAAUAAAACACUAACAUGGUAAAAUGUUGUGUCCUUGUCCUUAAGCAAAUACAGAAUG
Messenger RNA from Gadus morhua (Atlantic cod), 2233 nucleotides. It is a transcript of the gene ucn1, whose product is annotated as urotensin 1. Bases 611 to 1090 code for a protein of 159 amino acids. Lineage: Eukaryota; Metazoa; Chordata; Actinopteri; Gadiformes; Gadidae. The record is from RefSeq and is a predicted model, not a curated record. Gene Ontology annotation, cellular component: extracellular region. The transcript has 2 exons. Gene Ontology annotation, molecular function: hormone activity.